Molecule: messenger RNA, 973 nt
Organism: Danio aesculapii
Lineage: Eukaryota; Metazoa; Chordata; Actinopteri; Cypriniformes; Danionidae
Gene: foxl2b
Product: forkhead box L2b
Exons: 2
Coding region: 116-973 (285 amino acids)
Biological process (GO): regulation of transcription by RNA polymerase II; cell differentiation; anatomical structure morphogenesis
Molecular function (GO): RNA polymerase II cis-regulatory region sequence-specific DNA binding; DNA-binding transcription factor activity, RNA polymerase II-specific
Source: RefSeq, a predicted model, not a curated record
UCCAGCGCGCAGUUCGAGCGCUCGGUACGCGGAGCACGAGCUCUUAUUCCCGUGGUGUUUCUCCGGUUUAUCUCCACUGAUGGAUCCGCGGUGACCGGAGGAGCUCAAAUCAGCGAUGGCAUCUUACCAUAGCUUAGAUGAUGACGCAAUGGCUCUGAUGGUCCACGACACCAACGCGGUGAAGAAGGAGGACGAGCCGCUCCAGGAGCCGGGCUCCGAGAAGACCGACCCGGCGCAGAAGCCGCCCUACUCAUACGUGGCCCUGAUCGCCAUGGCCAUCCGGGAGAGCACCGAGAAGAGGCUCACUCUAUCUGGCAUCUACCAGUACAUCAUCACCAAGUUCCCUUUUUACGAGAAGAAUAAGAAAGGCUGGCAGAACAGCAUCCGACACAACUUGAGUCUCAACGAAUGCUUCAUUAAAGUGCCCCGGGAGGGCGGCGGGGAGCGCAAGGGCAACUACUGGACCCUGGACCCGGCCUGCGAGGAUAUGUUCGAGAAAGGAAACUAUCGAAGGAGGAGGCGGAUGAAGCGGCCGUUUCGACCGCCCGCAGCUCACUUCCAGGCUGGGAAGAGUUUGUUUGGGGGCGACGCGUACACCGGGUAUCUCCCCGCGCCGAAGUACCUCCAGUCGGGCUUCAUGAACAGCAGCUGGCCGCUCCCGCAGCCUCCUCCGCCGGCUAUGAGCUACGCGUCCUGCCAGAUGCCCAAUGGCAACAUGGGCGCAAUGAAAGCACUGUCGACCCCUUCGUAUAACCCGUACAGCCGAAUGCAAGCCAUGGGGCUGCCGAACAUGAUGAACUCGUACGGCGGGAUGGGCCACCACCAGCAGUCGCAGCACCAGCAGCAGUCGGCGGCUCCCUCCAACAGCGCGGCCGCUCUGCAGUUCACCUGCUCCCGGCAGCCGGCGGAGCUCUACUCGUACUGGGAGCACGAGGCCAAGAGCUCCGCGCUGCACUCGCGGAUUGACAUUUAA